This is a messenger RNA of Hylaeus anthracinus, 7985 nucleotides long. Its product is annotated as mucin-5AC. Bases 621 to 5147 code for a protein of 1508 amino acids. The record is from RefSeq and is a predicted model, not a curated record. NCBI's taxonomy places the organism in Eukaryota, Metazoa, Arthropoda, Insecta, Hymenoptera, Colletidae. Gene Ontology annotation, molecular function: protein tyrosine phosphatase activity. The transcript is spliced from 11 exons. Gene Ontology annotation, biological process: protein dephosphorylation.
UGAGCGUCGUGCAGCGCGUAUCGAUAUGUUUUCGACAGUGGUUUGAUCGUGCUACGUAGUCCUCGAGUGACUGAAAUUUUCCGCGGACUCGAAAAUUACCUGUCGAGUGCGCGUGACAGCCGAGACACCCCCGUCACUCACGUACGAAUGACGUGGCGAUCAACGUGUUAAAGGGGCGGAUAUUUCGUAGAUCGCGGCGGACAUCAGGAAGAGACAUAACUCCAACGCGAGUGUCGGGAGAACGCGUCGUCAUGGGCAACCUGUAUUGUGGCCCGCGGGUGUAGUGCCAACGCGUAAUCGAGGGGGAGAGAAAGAGGGAGAGAGUGAAAGAGACAGAGACAGACCAGACACAAAAAGAGCGAGAGAAAGAGAGAGGGAGAGAGAAGGGACGAGAGUAGAAGGAAAAGAGAACGAGCGAAGGGGGAGAGAAAAAUAAAGGAAGACAGAACGUGGACAAGCGUGACCAGCAAGCUUCGAAAGGCUACUCUCUCGCGGCCAGGAGGAAGAGGGACGAGUGGAAGCGGGACGGAGAGGAUAAUGCGGACUCUUUGCUUCCGCCUUGAUCAACAGGACGUUCGGAUCUACUCGUAAUUCCACGAGGAGAUCUAACGAACGGCGAGAUGAUUCGAAGAAGAAGAGCUCCUCCCGUGUUAAGAGCAUGCAUAGGUAUAUUCCUGCUACUCUUCAGCACCGUGGCCGCUGACACGAUAAAAGGUCCACCCUUGAUCGCAGACAAAGUGCUCGCGUCCAACGCGACCGAGACGUCGUCAGCGGAGAGGGGCAAACCGAUUCCGAACAAAAUACCGUCGAGGGACAAGACGGAAUUCGCUUCGACGGAGGACAACAAGGGAACCAUCGAUUCCUACAAUGCGACUAAGAGAGAUCCCGACACGGCACACGAGCUUAUCAAAGACGCCAAAGCGGAGGGCGAAGAGAAAGUGGCAGCGCCGAUCGGCGAAGAAUCCGAAGUGGAAGGAAUAAGGUCGCGCAACGAAGUCGACAGGUUAUCGACCUUGGAUUCGACUAACGGGGGUUCGAGGUUCGAGGAGAUCCUCUACGGACCUUCGGGAAAGAGUUCCAGCACGAAGACGGCCGGCGAGGAUAUUCACAGGCUGUCCAGAACGAACGAUUUGACCGCUGCCACCGCGAAACCCGCGUCGGAUGAGUCCCGGCUCGACGAAAAGGUCAACGAAACGAUCUCUGCCCGGCAGUCGGAAGUAGAAGUUGCCCGCGAAACGAAUAAAACCGCGAAGACGCUCGAGGAUGGAGCCAGCUCCAAAGAAGAACUCGCGGCGGAAACUGCAAAUACGAAAGCGGAUCUUGAAAGUUCGUCGAAAGAGGGGAAGAGCUCUGCCCUGAAGCUGGAAAAGGGCAACUUCGAUAACGAACUAACAACGCAGGGGGCUAUUUUGCCGGAGGAGUUUCAAGUGAGGACCAAGAAGGCGGAGGAUUCGAGACCGAUGAAGAACUCGGAAGUGGCGGACUUGGAAAAGACGGACGAGAACGACGGGCCUGGCUCGUUAAUCAACGACACGAACGUCAACUACAGCCACAGACGCAAAACCUCGACGGAAAAGGGCCUCGAAUCAGGCGAGAACCAGUCGACGGCCUCCGAGAACGCCACGAACUUCAUUUCCAAAGACGUCGACACGAAUCACAGAUCCGGAGGCCCCAAGGGGGAGGUGGAGGUCGUCGGAAAUCUGACAGAUUCCGCGACUCAGAGAGUCGUGGAGCAGCCUGAAAGUCUAACGAAGAAGGAAGUCCUUCAGGAAUCAGGCCAAGGCUCGAGCCAGAACGAGAAGUCCGAUAAUUCCACACGGAAGACCGAACCGAUAGAGUUGAUCGACAAGGACAGCCAGCAAAAAUUGGUCGAGCUUACGACCGAGAGAGCUAACCACGAAGGGUCGACCCUGGCAGCUAUCUCCAGCCCAGUCCCCAGAGGCAGAACCAUCGCCUUCUCAGGGGUAAACGAGUUCCCUGGCCAUGAACCGAAACCCACGGCAGCCUCGAAGGUUGACCCUUCGUUUUCGAAGAAGAACAUCAGCAUGGACAAAACCACCGAGCAGAAGCCCUAUCCAUACUCGAAAUCCACGGUCAAAGACAACGUCCAGAAUUUCAGCCGCGAGGCUGACGAUUCCAUCCGAGCCACCACGGAGGAAUCUUCAGCGUUAGAGAACACGAUAGGCAGGGAACAGUCCGAGGAGAAGUUCAUCGUCACGGAAGCGUCUGACGUCUUGGAGAAUAGCAUCCAGCAGUUCAAACCAGCGUACCACGAGAAACCGGCCAACGAAUCGUCCACUGCUUCGACUUUGUCCCCUCGUUCGUCGCUACCAAUGACGACCGUACCGCUGGUGACGCUACAGGAAGCCGAUCCAACGAAUCAAUCGGUCGUCGAUGUCGCCAAUGGUGCGAAGACGGUCCCCGAGUUCCAAGAAAAAUCGACGAACACGGGAAAUGAUGUUCCACGGUGGAACGAAGGCCGCGAGACGAUCACGGGGAAGGGGAACUUCGACGUGACUGGGAAUGGGAUAACGGAAGUCAGCUCGAAACCGGAGAGUGCCAAUAAACGAACUUACGGGCCCUCUCCGCAAGAAACCAUCGACCAGGCCACCUCUAUGACCGCCAGCUCCACGUUGAAACCGCAGACGGAAGUGGGAACUCUUUCCGAUGUAGACGCGGUUCAAACCAACGUCGAGAGUUCGCUGCUGUUUCGUUCGACUCUCGACGCCACGGAGGUUUCCACCGAGUACCACCCGUUGCUUAAAGGCAAUUUUUCCGAGACGGACAACAAGUUGACGGUCCCGAUAACCUCUCCUGUAGAUAACACAACGACAAGAACACCGGAGAGCACCGAGUCGCCUACCACCGUCGACGUACCGGAGGACAAAGUCGGCAAAUCCAGCGUAACCCUCGACACCAAUGGAACGAACGAGAUUCCUUCGGGUCUGGACAGAGGCGACGUGUCGACCACGACCGGCGUCGAGUAUGAAUUCGUUGGUCUAUCCGAAACGACCACUUUCCUCGCUCAGAACGUUACCGAGGAGAUUCCAACGGGAUUGCCGUUAGUAAACGCUACCUCGAUGAUUGCACCAACUGUCCAGGACGGAUUCGGGAAAAACUCCUCGCAAGAAGCUUCUACGAUGAAUCCUGUGACCUUUGCAGAUCAUUCUUUGGUAAGCGGUGAGACGGAGGUGCCUGGAGUCGAUGAUGACAGGCUUUCGAGUACCACGGUGGUCGAUCAGACGAUCGUCCCUACGUCCAUGUCAAGUCCCACGACGCAGUUCAGGGAUGAUUUUACCACCCUCUCGAGUGCCAUCGAAGCAGAGACCGACGUGGAUUCUACCAGGGAAGACGAUCGGAAGACGGGCAGCGUCACAGAAUCUUGGACGACUACGACCGACGACGACGUUGCCACGGUGAGGACGGAGCAGUUUUCGUCGUCGAAUUCCAAGGACUCUCAUUUCGUACCGAACGUCACGGAAGCUUCUGUGAAGUCAACGGUAAUGCCGGACGUUAACGCGACAGAUGCCACUCGAGCGACUACAUCCAUCCCCGUUGCGUCGAGCAGUCUGGGACCGAGGAUUCUAGAACCGGUUAUCACGAGCACUCCAACUGUUCGCGACACAUCGUUGGAGACGACAGCUGACACGAAGACGUCGCCAUCCCCGGAGGAGAUCACUUCCCUGGUGCGUAUCGUCGUGGAGGGCAGCUGGGACGACGUGUGCCCGAAAAUGGAUAAGAUGAGGAUGACUCUCGCCGAACUUCUGGCAACGGGAAUCAACGGGUCUGUUUCCGAUAAGCAAAUUAUAUUUCACCAAGAUCCGUGCAGGGAACCGCCGAGCUCAACGCCAGCGCCAGAGGAAAUGCCGUUAACACCGAUAUUAGUUUACGUUGUCGACGAGAACGGGAAAUUUGACAGCGGCAUGACGAACAGCUUACCUGGUUUGUACAAGGAGUUUCAGGGUCGUGUAAAAUUCCCAGCUACAAUACACAGCUUUCUUCUGGUACAGGAAACUAUUCCGGAUUCCGGAAACGCGAUAGCAGUCAUCGUGGUCUCCUCGGUUGCUUUCAUUUGUCUGGUUCUUCUGGCUGGACUGCUGUUUAUAAUGAGGAAGAGGCAGACGAGAUUCAACUAUGGCGAACGAUGUCGACCGGUAUCCUUGGAUGCCUACAGCGUCGACAGCGUUUCGGCGUACAACAGCGUGAGACGUAAAGGUGCGGUCAGAUCUUCGAAAAGAAGCUAUGGGAAUCCAACCUUCGAGGAUUCGAGCGCCAUACCGUCCCACCCCUUGAAUUUUGCCGGGCUUUCAUCUUUCUGUAACGACACUAACGCAAUCAACGAGGAAUUCUCUGGUAUUCCGCAAGUUUCGGCGAAGAUAGACGAGCUGCCACCCGGGGCGGAAGUGAAGAACAGAUACGCGAACGUGAUACCGCUUCCGGAGACGAGGGUACCCCUCCAAAAAAUGAACAACAACCCCCUUACGGAGUACAUCAACGCCAGCUACGUUAGGGGACCGAAGAACGCGACGAGGUACUAUAUCGCUUGCCAAGCGCCAAUGGAGUCGACCAUCACCGACUUCUGGAGGAUGAUCUGGGAACAACAGUGCAAAGUGAUCAUCAUGUUAACCGAUCUCGUUGAAAACGGGGUGGAAAAGUGCACCGAGUAUAUUCCACCGUCGGAAAUAUCCGAUUGCCACCGGUUGUACGGUGACUUCCAAGUUACUCUGAAGAAGAGAGAAACCAAAGAGAAAUAUGCCAUUUCAAUGCUUCAUUUAAAAAAUUUGGAGAACAACACGUUCCGAGAAGUGUACCAUAUUUGGUACCUUUGGCCUGUUAACGGGAUACAAUCGGAUGGAGCAGGCUUGAUAGCCGUGCUUCUCGAGGCAAGGGCCCUCCAAAGAGGUGGUCCUGGACCUAUAGUGGUCCACUGUAGUCCCGGCACUGGACGCACGGGAACGCUAAUAGCUCUUGACUUAGGGAUUAGACAAUAUGAGAUUACGAGGACUGUGGACGUGCCAAGGGUCGUUUACACUAUCAGACGGGAUCGUGCUGGGGCUGUACAAACUAAAGAACAAUAUGCCUUCAUUUACAAGGCGUUAAAUUUGUACGCGACCAAACUUGCCGGCGGUGUAUUGGACUCGGCGUGAAUCACCGAAAAUAAACUAGAUUGUUAUCGGUUGAGAAGUAUAUCCGAGUCGGAGCAGAGAACUGCAGUAUCGAUAAUCGAUAACGAAACAUCACCGAAGGCGAUAGAAAGCGCGAGAUUAUGACACCCGUGAUGCUAUCAACCGAAUAGGAAGAUGCUAAUCGACGAAUGAAAAAAGGUGACUUGUGAUACGUGGACCACUCUGACGAUCGUAUUUCGUUUUAGAUUUUUCCUUGAUCCUCUCGGAGCCCGACGAUUAAAAAACAAAGAGGAGAAAAUUCAAUACGCAUACUUUUGUUUACUUGUCUGCUUCUUUAGGACCGUAUUCGAAUUACUUUUGAACAAAGAUAAGCAAAAUAUUAUAGAUUAUAAAAAGAAAUAGUUUACAGAUGUACGAUUUUUCAAUUGUAUCGAGUUACGAAUACAUCGUCCGUUAUUUGAAUAUACUUUUGCUAAUCUUUGUGUUAUAUAGCUUUUGCUAGGCGUUUACUUGAAACUUAGAUUUUUAGAUUCAGCCUGCGCAGCUGAAGCAUCGACUGAUCACUGGGAUAAACGGAUCCCAAAUAUGUGAUAUUUUCAGAUGUAGUGAUUUCUAUAUUCGCCAAAUUAAAAUACAUAGAGAAGCGUGUUCCUGUUUUUAAAGUAAAACAUCGAGAAUCGAGAGAAGACGAAGCAGGCAAUAUUCGAGUCAAACCAAGGGACCGAGAGGCAGAAAUUAAUUUGUGAUAACCGAACUAUAUAUUGAUGAUAUUCAGCUUCGUAUUUCUUAAGCCUGUUCAAUUUCAUAAAACUCUUUUUAUCGUAGAUUUCGUCUCCUUGGUCAAUACUUUAAUAUUCAUGUAUUAUGAAUUAUAUAUACUUCUAAAUAAAAGUAAUUAAGUGUAGCUAAAUAUUUAACGUUGAUAUCAUACGUGAAAAACGAUUUCUUUUUAUACAUAUUAUGCAAAGCGAAUUGUACGACGAAAGAAAAUGGCUCGAAGAAAACGAAACGUCUUUCUUCGAGAUCAUUUGCGUGUGUAACGAAAACACACGCGUGCAUGUUAAUUAUUCUUAAAUCGCAAAAUCGUUUUGUUCUUUUCUUCUUCGAGCUACCUAGGUAUUAUCGUAUUAUUGUUGUUAUUGUUAUUGUUGUUGUUAUAAUUGUACAGAUACUUUGAUUCGUAGCACGUCGCUCUCUAUAAUUGUACAUAGCAAACCAGCCAAGAAAUAAGAGAUUUCGUUAAAAUUGUAUUCUUUGUUUUGCAAAUCUUCGUUCCUCGACCAGCGUCGCCAUUUUUUAAUGGUAGACGCGCUGAUCGUCACUCGCCACUUUCUUAGGACUUCGACCACGUUUGAAAAAUAAGAUGAAUUAUACCGUAAAUUUUGUCGACUUUGACGAUUCGUUAACUUUUAUGGAAUUCGAGGAUUGUUUUGACGCUUGAAAACAAUUACAGGAUGAACAUAAACGUGCUUCUUCCGAUGAUUCAUUUUCAUGGUUAUUCUUAGUCCUCGUGAAUUUUUGUAAUUUGUCGCUAUGAAACCUGUAAAGUAUUCAACUUGUAUGCAUUCAACAGUCUUGUCCUUCGUUUCUGCAUUUAUCUCUUAAAUAAUUUCACAUGGUUAUUUGUAAAGAAUUGAAAUAUAAUUUUAAUUCAUCGCUAUGUUAAUCGCGUACCUUUUUAUCCUGUUUCGUAUUUUUACUUUUUAGGACAUUUAAUGAUUCAAAAUUUAGAUUUAACUAUUGAACAAGAUUAGGGUAAUAUUAAGUGCGUAAACAUUUGUCAUGAUAUUCGUUAGGUGGUAAUACUAAGACCAUGAACUUGUCUUAUAUUUACGCCUGUAAAAUAGUUAGAACACAGAAGUAGUAGCCAAGCUGAACUUGCCAAACCAAAUCACGUAAACAUUGAGACUCGUCCAUGAGACUCUAACUAAUAAAAUAGAGAGUUUAAAUUAGCGAAUACAAUUUCGUAAUCGUAAAACAUAGGAAAAGUAAUCGACAAAAUCUAUGGGAUAAUAUAAUACGUCACCGAAAUGUCUUCUAUGAAAUUUUUAUUACAAGAUUAAACAACAAUGAUAAUUUAUACGUGCAAGCAAGGGAAAAUAUAGUAUUCCAUAUGUUAGCAUGAAUAUUGUCACGAGUUAAAACAUACAACAUCUUAACGAUCUAGAAUCUAUAAGAUAAAAUUUAACUACUAACAAUGAAGAAAUGUUAAUGUAAGCACUAUGAUCUCAUUUGCUAAAACUUGAAAUUAAGAUAAAGUAAAAGUUCUUUGCCACGCCAUUGAUAAUUAAGAAAAUAACUUGCUUUUAAUUAUAAACAAAAGCCUCGUCGGUACUGUAUCCGAUAAGUGACAUUUGUACCACUGGUAUAAAUAAAACGGUGUAUCGAGUGUUAAUCCUGUCUAGUAGCGAAACAUUUUUUUACUAAAUAUCAUGUAGCAGUAUAUAUACAUAUAUGUAUAUCGGUGUCUUUGUCUUAAUUAACGUUAUAAUUGCUAACAGCCUGACGCGAAAAACCAAAAAGGGGAAAUAAAUGUUUCAUUCUAUAAAUGUUCGAUAUCGUUAUUAUAAGUGAAAUGUGUACGUUUAGAGAAAGUUAGAAAACGAUGUCUUUGCGUAACGAAGAAUGAGAAUGACGAACGAACAUGCAACUAUGUCGGAAAGCCAAGACCAGACGGAUGUGUAUGUGUUAAUGUGUAUGCUCAUUAAUGUACAUGCUAGAAAAAACGUAUAAUUGUAUUAUUAAGAUUGAAAUCUGAAAAAAAGAAUGCCACAAUGUGCGGUCGCAUAGUUAACGAGGCAACUAUGUCGGUUGCGCCUAACAUAGUUGGACCAAGAAAAUAAAUGUAAUUGUUCGAUA